AUGUUUCGUCAAAUUCGGGUACAUCCGGAAGAUUGGCCACUCCAACAAAUACUCUGGACCGACUCAAACGGAGAUAUCGCCACCUAUCAACUCACCACGGUCACAUAUGGCACUAGGUCAGCUCCGUUCCUCUCAAUGCGUGUUCUUCAUCAGCUCGUUGAGGAUGAAGGAUCGAACUAUCCUCUCGCUGUGGAACCGCUCAUGAAAGGACGAUAUGUUGACGAUAUCUGCGGGGGUGCUGACUCAGAUGAAGAGCUACUCAGGACCGCUCAUCAGGUGACACAGCUCUGUCGGUCAGGAGGCUUUCCGCUAGCCAAAUGGCACUCAAAUAGCCCAGCUCUACUCACAUCUCUUCAACCUGACAGCACCUCUCAAGAACAACGAUUCAUAGAGGACUCGCUCACCAAGAUUCUAGGGGUUUCUUGGCAUCCUGGAACGGACAACUUCAAGUUCUCCGUCACUCAGCCUGAGACCAGCUCAAUAACGAAGAGAAUCAUUUUAUCGGAAACGGCUCAACUCUUCGAUCCACUGGGUUUCCUAGCGCCAGUGGUCAUACGAGCGAAGAUAUUGCUCCAGGCUCUAUGGAUCGAGAAACUGGGAUGGGACGAACCAGUUUCCCAGACAACUGCUCAACGAUGGAGCCAAUUCAGGGAGGAGCUCACACAGUUAUCAGAGAUCACCAUACCUCGGUGGCUUGGACUGUUCACGGAUUCCGUCGCACCGCUCAAACGGCUGACAAUCCCACGACUAGAACUCACUGCGGCUCUCCUCGCCAAACUGACUAAGUACGUCAAGGACCAACUCAAUCUCACGAACGCCACCACCUAUCUCUGGACCGACUCAUCGGUCACGCUCACGUGGAUCAGCUCACACUCCUCAAGAUGGAAGGAGUUCGUGAAAAAUCGGGUGGCACUCAUCCAGGAGCUCACUCAGCAGGCUCAUUGGAGAUUGGUACCGGGCAAGGAGAAUCCUGCAGACUGUGCAUCUCGAGGUCUAUCAGCGCACCAACUGGUAUCUCAUAAGCUCUGGUGGAAAGGGCCACCAUGGCUUCAUCAAGACUGCUCAUCAUGGCCAACUCACGCUCUGGAAAAAGACCUCAGCGCAGACCUCGAGGAAAAGCCAGGAGUUCUCCUACAUGUAAAAGCUCAUCCAAUCGCGCUCUGGAAUCUCGUCGACAGAUUCUCAUCGUUCAACCGACUGCUCAGGGUCACAGCAAUCUGUCGACGAUUCAUAGCUCGGCUCAGGAAAACCCCCAACUCUUCUCUUCGAUACCCGCUCACUCUUGGUGAUCUUGAAGAGGCUCGCAUCCUCUGGAUCAAACUCACGCAGGCAGCUCACUUCAAGGAUCAACUCAGAGCGAUCUCACGAGGGGAAAGGUUCAGCAAAUCCCACCCCCUCACCAAGCUCACACCCUUCAUCGAUCGCCAAGGGGUAUUGAGGAUAGGAGGACGGCUCAAGUUUGCUCACAUAGGCCCGGAGAGCCGGAACCAAGUGAUUAUUCCGAAGGAAUCUCAACUGGCUCAGCUACUCAUCGGACAGGCUCAUCUAAGGACACUCCACGGAGGCACACAGCUCACCCUCAGGCAGCUCAGAAGUAGCUACUGGAUACUCGGAGGUCGAGCACCAGUACGCUCCUUCAUCCUCAAGUGCGUUAACUGCACUCGCCAACGUGGAGUACGCGCUCAACAGCUCAUGGGCCAGUUGCCACCAGCCAGACUCACUCCCGCUCGAGCCUUUCUCAACACUGGGAUCGACUAUGCCGGCCCAGUGUCUCUACGGUCCUGGAAAGGGCGGGGACACAAGUCGUACAAAGGCUGGUUGGCUAUCUUUGUCUGCAUGACCACCUCAGCGGUCCAUCUCGAGGUCGUGUCAGACUACUCAGCCGAGGGGUUCAUCGCGGCGUAUAGACGCUUUUCAAGUCGGCGUGGGAUCGCUCAUUCCUUGUUCAGUGACUGUGGGACCAAUUUCCUUGGCGCUGACAAGGAACUAAAGAAGCUCUUCUCGUCAGGAUCAGCUCAAUCAAGACAGCUCGCACAGCUCCUCAUCAAUGAUGGGACUCAGUGGUCCUUCAAUCCUCCAG
Molecule: messenger RNA, 2080 nt
Organism: Diachasma alloeum
Lineage: Eukaryota; Metazoa; Arthropoda; Insecta; Hymenoptera; Braconidae
Exons: 2
Molecular function (GO): nucleic acid binding
Source: RefSeq, a predicted model, not a curated record